AUGGAGCGGCCGUGGUCCCGGUGGGCCAGCAUCUUCGGCAUGGUUCUUCCCCGACGGGGGCAGAACGGCGAGCCGCGCACCCUCUUCGGCUUCAUCGACUCGCGCAGGCCAAGCGUGUACCCCGACCACCUGGUCACCGAGGCCGAGGGCGUCAGCCGGCCGGUCGUCGCUGUGCCUCGAUCCCCAGUAGUGGAAGGCGAGGAACGCAAUGGCGAGCCCAGCACCGCCGCCGCCGAAGCUGGCCCCUCGUCGCUGCCCGACACAGCCACAACGCCGAGUGUGACGCUUGACGCUGCGGCGCUCGCCGCGGCCGGAGACGACGAGUACCCGAACGGCACGGUACGCACCGUCAAGCGUCCGCGGGUGAUCAACAAGCUCUCGCUCGACCUCGCGCUCGUGCCGCCGCAGACGCCGCCGAGCAGCACGCCCAACUCGCCCAGCCCACCUACAGCAAGCCACGGGUCGCCGAGCCGCGCGUCGUCGAGAACGCUGACCGCCCCUCGGCCCGCGCUCGAGACGCUGGAGCGGGCCUCGUGCGCCGCCCUCUAUUUCGAGCAGUACUACCACAACCUCACCAAGCCGGACGCCAAGCGCCAGCUCCUCCGCCGCGACACGGUCGACAUCACCCACUUUGACAUCGGCCGCGUGAUCGGCCAGGGCGCGUUCGGCGUCGUGCGUAUCGCUGCCGAGGCGUCGCGUCCCGACCACCGCCUCGUCGCCAUCAAGCAGUUGAGAAAGUCCGACCUUCUCAAGAUGGGCCAGGAGGGCCACAUCAGGGCCGAACGUGACCUUCUCACCUCUGCCGCUGACGGCGCGCUCGACACGCGCCCGUCCUGGAUCCUGCGCCUAUUCCACGCCUUCCAGGACAAGGACAGCUUGUACCUCGUUCUCGACUUCAUGGGCGGCGGCGACUUGUUAACGCUGCUCAUGGAGCGUAUCAGCCUCCCUGAGGCCGUGGUCCGGUUCUACGCCGCAGAGAUGAUCCUCGCGCUGCAGCAGGUUCAUGCGUUGGGGUACAUUCACCGCGAUGUCAAGCCAGACAACUUUUUGUUCACGAGCGAGGGCCACAUCCGUAUCGCCGACUUUGGCCUCGCGACCGACCUCCACUGGAGCCACGACUCGGCGUACUACGAGCAGCAGCGCCGGACGAUUCUGAAGAAGCACGGGUUUGAUCUCAGCAAGCCUGCGUUCGGGAACAGAAAGCGCAGAACAGGGCGUGAUCAGACCGGUGGCAGUGGUGUUGGGUCGUUACGGGAGAAGAGUCGGUCGAUACUUGGUCUCAAGGCCAAGAGCAGGCGUCGGUUGGCGUACACUAUCUGCGGAACAAACUCGUAUAUGGCGCCCGAGGUCAUCCGUGGACAGGGAUACGGAUUCGGCGUCGACUGGUGGAGUCUAGGAGUCAUUCUGUACGAGGCCAUGUUUGGCGCCGCGCCGUUCAUCGGCAACUCGCGGCACGAGGCCCGCGUCAAAAUCCUCGAGUGGAAAGACAACCUCAAGUUCCCGCGCAGGCCUCACGUCUCGCACUUUGGUAUCGACUUUAUCCGGCAGCUGCUCUGCGAGCCCGAGGAGCGCCUAGGCUCGCCAACAAGCGUGCGGGGCAAGAACCCCGUGACGGGCGUGUCAGAUCAGAGAGCGUCGCACAUUGCCGAAGUUCUGCACCCUAUCAACCCCGCCACGCUGCUCGCGCCCGACGGCGCCGAGCAGCUCAUGUCCCACCCCCUUCAGGACAAGACGCCGCCGUACCAGCCCAACCUCUCGACGCCGGACGACACACGGCACUUUGACGAGGACAUUCCCGACGAGCCACUGGCACCGGCCAACAGUGCGCUCCAGAUCCGUGACCCGCUCCUAGGCGACGGCAAGAGCGGACCGCACCUGCUCGAGAUCCGCAAGGGACUCGCGUUCCGCGGCUGGACAUUCCGCGAGCCGAGCCCAUUCGCCGCGAUGGGAGGUGACACUGAGCCAACGCCGCGGGCCACGAGCUUCCCAAAUGUUAGCGACGACUCUCGGUUUCUGGGCUCACAGUCUCCAGCAUCGGACAGCAGCAGUAUGAUGGUGGUGGCGCACAGUGGCGGCGGCGGCGGAGCUGAGCGCCUCGUCAGCGGGGGCUCGGGCUCGGGGUCAACAGCGAGCUGCACGACAGUGACAACGGCGACGUCGGAGGGGGGAAGCAAGGGCAGCGAGGAGGAAGACGACGACGACGAAGAGCAGGUCGGGGAUGAGGACGAGGAAGAUGACGAGGACGCGGACGGAGGCAACGUCCUCACGCCUCGUGGGCCCGGCGCGUACCCCGGCCACCCAGCGCACAUUGCGUCUUGCCCAGCCCAGCUCGAGGUCACGGUUAGGUAGGUAGAUGGACGCGACGGGACAGUGGGCCGUUGGCCGCUUAGAUUAGC
Messenger RNA from Vanrija pseudolonga, 2396 nucleotides. Its product is annotated as Serine/threonine-protein kinase CBK1. Gene Ontology annotation, biological process: peptidyl-serine phosphorylation; intracellular signal transduction. The record is from RefSeq and is a predicted model, not a curated record. The coding region runs from base 1 to 2349 and encodes 782 amino acids. NCBI's taxonomy places the organism in Eukaryota, Fungi, Basidiomycota, Tremellomycetes, Trichosporonales, Trichosporonaceae. Gene Ontology annotation, molecular function: protein serine/threonine kinase activity; ATP binding. The transcript is spliced from 11 exons.